UAAGAAAAAGAAAAAGUCACAGUCACAGUCACAGAAACACACAGCCCUAUGCAUGCAGUCAGCAGCUUCGUCGUUGUCGUCGUCGUGUCUGUCUGCGUUGACAAGUUGUGCACGGCCUCUCAAUAAGAGGGACCGUUGCGAUCCACCUAAUCUUUUUUUUUUUUUUCCCCUUUCCCCUUAUUUACUUUUUUGUUAUCGUGGUCAGCUGACUGCAUACUCUUCUUUUGUUUUUCUGUGUUUGCAUAACAAAGCGUUUACUCUUGGGUCGUUUCUUUCAAGAUCUUUUAAAGACAAAACAUCUUAGCCAUGCUGACCUGUUUUUCCAAAGAAACCGGCAUUCUACCUGAACAAGCCGUUUGCCUCGGGUUACGACCUUUGAGACAGUAGGGAUGGAUAUCCAGACCUGCGCUGUUCUCUCUGCGCUGGAGACGGUGGCAUGGGUCGGGUUUCAUGAAUAUCGAUCGCUUGCCCUGACGACUCGCAAGGAGCUUGUUGCGGUCUUUUCGGUGUUUUUCUUGGUGCAGUAUUUCUGCGUCAAGAUAUACCGGAUAUUCAUAUACCCUGUCCAUGUCUCUCCCCUGCGACAUCUGCCAACACCAAAGGGGAACCACUUUAUGCUCGGACAGCUUGUCAACCAGUUCCGAGCAUCCUGCCCAAACGAGCUAUAUCUCAAAUGGACGAGUCAAUGGCCUGAUAGUCCGUUCGUGCGGUUUUUCACCAUUGGAAACAGGGAGACCCUUCUGAUCAACGGCAUUGAGGCGCACCGCGAGGUCUUUGCGACGCACUGUUAUGCAUUCAUAAAGCCCGGCUUCUUUGGCCGCUUUGUUGGUGACAUUGCUGGCACCGGACUGCUGUUUACUGAGGGAGAUGAGCACAAGAGACACCGGAAGAUGAUUCUCAAUGUCUUUUCAGUUCCGAACCUGAAGAAAAUGUUUCCCAUAUUUCAGGAGAAGGCCGAAGAGCUUUCGCAACAUCUCGACGCCAGAAUAGCCACCAGUACGGACGGUAGCAUCGAUGUGCAGCACGUUUACUCCAAGGCAACCAUCGACAUAAUCGGCAUCACGGCCCUGGGUCUAGACCUUCGUAAUCUCAAGUCCACCAAACUUCGGAUGGACUUCUUACAGUGUUAUCGUCGCAUGCUUGAGCAGUCCUACCUGGCAGCCCUCAUCUCAUUUAUCAACAUACAUGUUCCCAUCCGCAGACUUCUGUGGUUCGUCCGCGCCAACCGCGACUUUGUCGAAGCAACCCAAGAGGUUCGAACCAUGUUGCGGACCUGCAUCCGCGAACGCAUCCGGGAUGUCGACUUGCGGAAGGGAGCAGAGGUCAAGUUCCAGAGCCGCGACCUUUUGACCUACAUGGUCGAGGAGAGGCUGCUGGCCGAGUGCAAAGAUCCGCUAACGACCGAGGAAAUCCUCGGCCACCUUCUCAACUUUUUGUCCGCCGGCCACGAAACCACGACCGGCGUCAUGACCUGGUCCUCUUAUGUCCUCGCCACCCACCCCGGGAUACAAGACAGGCUGCGUGCAGAGGUCGAGGCGCUGCUCAAGGAGAACCCUCGCCCUAGCUACAGCGACAUCGAGCGGAUGAAGUACAUGCACAACUUUAUGCGUGAGGUACUCCGUCUCUACAGUCCAGCCGUAUCCACCUACCGAGAAGCUGCCCAGGAUAUCACCAUCUGCGGCACCGCCAUCCCCAAGGGAACACACCUCGUGGUCUGCCCGUCAGUCUGCAACAAGUCGAAACGUAUCUGGGGCACAGACGCGGACGAGUUCUUGCCGGAGCGCUGGGACAAGCUCGAGGGCGAGGCGGCCACCCCUUACUCCAUCAUGACCUUCCUCGCCGGGCCCAGGCAGUGCAUCGGGAAACAGUACGCGCUGCAAGAGGUCAAGGUGCUGCUGAUCGAGGUCCUCAGCAAGUUUAGGUUCCUGCCGACAGACGAGCUGGUCAGGAACGACUUCAAUGUCAAGAUUAGCAACCCGGGCGUGGUCUUCCGGCCCAAGGGUGGCUUGUCGCUUCGUGUUGAGCGUUUAUAAGAAAACAUUCCCCCUAGAAAGCUAGAAAGCUAGAAACUGUUUUUUUCUCUUUUUAAAUAGUAGUAUAUAAUUCUCUUCAUCUGUCUAUUCUUGGGCGUUGUCCGGCUCGGGCGGGAGACUGGAACCAGGAUAAGAUACAUAUAGCCAGCAUCAAUGUACAGGUUUACUUGACCAUUUACUCCAC
Messenger RNA from Pyricularia grisea, 2217 nucleotides. RefSeq lists its product as uncharacterized. The record is from RefSeq and is a predicted model, not a curated record. Gene Ontology annotation, molecular function: iron ion binding; oxidoreductase activity, acting on paired donors, with incorporation or reduction of molecular oxygen; heme binding. Lineage: Eukaryota; Fungi; Ascomycota; Sordariomycetes; Magnaporthales; Pyriculariaceae. Bases 390 to 2033 code for a protein of 547 amino acids. The transcript is spliced from 4 exons.